Triticum aestivum (bread wheat) is the source of this 639-nucleotide messenger RNA. Its product is annotated as mitochondrial import inner membrane translocase subunit TIM8. NCBI's taxonomy places the organism in Eukaryota, Viridiplantae, Streptophyta, Magnoliopsida, Poales, Poaceae. The transcript has 3 exons. The record is from RefSeq and is a predicted model, not a curated record. The coding region runs from base 1 to 381 and encodes 126 amino acids.
AUGUAUCUGUGGCUCCGCAUAAGUGGCAUGUAUCUUUAUCAGCCAUAUGGCGAUGGUGAAGGACCUCACCUGUGGGCAUCGACUGCCUGGCUAGUCGCCAAACAAACAUUCUCAACUUCGAAGCGGUCCUCGCGCCGUCGCCCUCGGGAGCCAUCAGCCAUGGACGACUCGGCCCAGCUGCAGCGGUUCAUCGAGCAAGAGAAGGAGAAGAUGAUGGUGAGCGAGAUGAUCGGCAAGGUGACGAGCGAGUGCUGGGACAAGUGCAUCACAGGCGCUCCCGGGAGCAAGCUGAGCUCCGGCGAGACCAGCUGCCUGAGCAACUGCGCGAAGAGGUUCAUCGACAUGAGCGAGAUCAUCGCGAAACGUUUCGGUGUGCACUAGAACAAGGCCGCCACAUGCACGUGUGCAGUUGCUUCCUGGCCUUUUGAGCUAUGUGUCCUUCGGUGUGAGCGGAUUUUGGUGUGGCGUUGAAAGAUGCAUAGGUAUGUUCAGUGGGGGUUUAACUGAGCACCGAAGUAUGCCUGUCAUUGUCGUCAUCCUUGUAGUAAUUCUCGCACUCUGGGUUGAACUUUUGACCGCGCUUCCAGGAGCAAGCAAGAAGCUUGGCCUGUUUUAACACGCCAAGAUUGUGUUCCUUUU